Scleropages formosus (Asian bonytongue) is the source of this 4353-nucleotide messenger RNA. RefSeq names its product activity-dependent neuroprotector homeobox protein-like. The coding region runs from base 156 to 3269 and encodes 1037 amino acids. The record is from RefSeq and is a predicted model, not a curated record. The transcript is spliced from 4 exons. Gene Ontology annotation, molecular function: DNA binding. Lineage: Eukaryota; Metazoa; Chordata; Actinopteri; Osteoglossiformes; Osteoglossidae. Gene Ontology annotation, biological process: regulation of gene expression. Gene Ontology annotation, cellular component: nucleus.
CCGUAGAGCGGCUCACCUCGGAACAUAACACCGCUGGCAGCGGGAGAGUAAGGCGGAGGAAAAAAGAAGCGGCCACCUAUUGUCCAAGCAAGCCGCGGGUCCUGCGUGUCGAGCAGCGAGUCGGCGCGAGGCCGGGGCUCCGUCAGGUUGGAAGCAUGUUUCAGUCCCCUGUGCACAACCUUUACAGUAUACGCAAAGCCAGGAAAAAUGUCAAGCUGAUUCUGGGCGACAUUGGCUUGGAGUUCUGCAAGGACUAUGUAGAGGACUUCAAGGAGUUUUGUCCUAAUGAGUUCUACAUAAAAAAUACCAGUUGGGACGAUGUGUGCAUGUGGGAUCCAUCUUUAACAAAAGCACAGGAGUACAGGUCAAAGCCCUUCUGGUGCUCAGGAUGUUCCUUCUCCUCAAAGUUCUUCUCAGCUUACAAGAGCCACUUCCGCAAUGUGCACAGCGAGGACUUCGAGAGCCGCAUCCUGCUCAACUGCCCAUACUGCACCUUCAAUGGGAACAAAGCCACCCUGGAGACCCACAUCAGGUUGUUUCAUGUGCCCAACAAGAGCACGGGGGCUGGAGUCUCUUCAACAGUGAAGGACGGUGCCCCCAAGGGCCGGCCACUGGACAGUGCGGAGCAGGCUGUGUACUACUGUAAGAAGUGCACUUACCGGGACCCUCUGUACAAUGUGGUGCGGAAGCACAUCUACCGGGAGCACUUCCAGCAUGUGGCUGCCCCCUACGUCUCCAAAGCUGCUGAGAAAUGCGUCAAUGGCGGGACUGCCCCAACCCCCACCAACCCCCGCGAUGCAGACGCCAUCCAUUGCAAGCGCUGUCUGUUCAUCCCACGUACGUACGAGGCACUAGUUCAGCAUGUCAUCGAGGACCAUGAGCGCAUUGGUUACCAGGUGACUGCCAUGAUUGGCCACACCAGUGUGGUGGUGUCUCGGCCUCAGCCUGCGGUGUUGGUCUCCCCGAAGCUCCAGGAUAAAAGCAUUCUGGGGGUGACGGCGAAAGGCUCCCUGGUGACCAGCGGUGUCCAUGCGAUCAAUGCCCAGCAGUUUAACCGGCUCUCCCAGUCCAAGGCAGGCAUGCUGUCUUCAGUCCCCCUGAAGCAGGGCCAGUUUGGCCUGAAGGGCUCUGCCACGCAGGUCUUCUCCGUGGCCAAUCCACAGGUACGUGUCACGCUUCACAGCAGUCAGCAGGGGCCGCUCACUAUCCGGGCGAACCUGUCCUCCGGGAACAACACGCGCGGUCUAGCAGUGACUGGCCAAGUGCCAGCUCGCCUCAGCAUCCAGGCAGGAAGUUCCUCCUCCCCAAUGGUCGCAUCUUCCGUACUGAAACCUGUUCCGUUGUCAUCGCAAGUGCAGGCUGCUGCCACGACGGUAACCUCCAUUAAUCCCGGUAAAAAGGGUGGUAGUGGCUCCCUCCUGGGUACCUCCUACACGCAGAAGUGGAAGAUCUGCACAAUCUGCAACGAGCUUUUCCCAGAGAAUGUGUACAGUGCACACUUUGAGAAGGAGCACAAGGCGGAGAAGGUGCGAGCAGUAGCCAACUACAUUAUGAAGAUCCACAACUUCACCAGCAAAUGUCUCCACUGCAACCGCUACCUACCCAGUGACACGCUGCUCAAUCACAUGCUGAUCCAUGGCCUCUCCUGCCCACACUGCCGGGCCACCUUCAAUGACGUCGAGAAGAUGGUUGUGCACACGCGAAUGGUACACCCGGAUGAGACUGUGGGCCCCCGCAAUGACUCUCCGCUGACCUUUGACCUCACCCUCCAGAACAGCAACCCCAAAAAUGUCCAGCUCAUUGUCACAACGUACAACAUGCGGGAUGCUCCGGAGGAAUCGGUGGCCUUCCAUGCCCAGAACAACUCCACGACAGUUGUGUCCCAGGCUGCAAAAGUGCCCCCGAAGGUAGCAGAGGUGCAGAGCAACAUGCUGACAAAGGCCAUGCCACAGGCGGCAGUGCCGUACAAGAAGGAUGUAGGCAAGACUCUGUGUCCACUGUGCUUUUCCAUCCUCAAAGGCCCGAUCUCGGACGCGCUGGCUCACCAUUUACGGGAGCGCCACCAGGUCAUACAGACAGUGCAUCCGGUGGAGAAGAAGCUGACCUACAAGUGCAUUCACUGUCUGGGCGUGUACACCAGCAACAUGACUGCGUCCACGAUCACGUUGCACCUGGUGCACUGCCGCGGUGUGGGCAAGGCACAGAAUGGACCUGACUCCCGGCCGGCGCUGGCCGGUCCCACCAAACGUGAACUGGAGCCCGCAGACUCGUAUCCCGCCAAAAGGCUCAAAUUGCAGGAGACGGAGCGCUGCCCAUCUCCAGUGACUGGUGACAGUUUGGAGGAGCCGGUGGCUCUGGCGCUGGACCCCAAGGGACACGAAGAUGAGUCGUAUGAGGCCCGCAAGGCCUUCCUCACAGCCUAUUUUAACCGGCAGCCCUACCCGUCCCGCCGGGAAGUGGAGAAACUGGCCUCCGCUUUGUGGCUGUGGAAGUCUGAUGUCGCCAGCCACUUUGCCAACCGGCGGCGGACGUGUCUGCAGGACUUUGAGUUGAGGAAGCACAGUGUCCUUUUGGGCUUCGACAUGCAGGAGGUCAGCAAGCUGAGGCACAGCCUGGACUUCGGUUCAGAGUGGCUCUUUCAGAGCAAGCCGGCCAACAAGAAACGGACAUCCAAACACAUGGUUGGGCAGUCCGCGGAAUCCGCCAGCCGCCACCGAGGGAAUGUCUCAGUGGCUGUUGCCCAUCUGCACCAACAGGGGAUGCUCACAAACGGACCACACAGGACAAUCCAAGGUACCUUAAAGCCGACUUCUGGGAAGGAAUUGGAGACUAUUACGGUGGACUCGGACAGCGAGUCUGAGGAGGAGCGUUGCUGCAGGAUGGGAAACAGCAGGACGCUUGAUAUGGAGAGGUACAAGAAUAACGUCGACGCUGUGCAGAGUCAGGAGCCAACGGCUAGCAUGGCCGAAUCUGCUCUUGGGGGUGAAAAGGUGCGCUUGCAGACCCCAUCGAGCAAGGGCCCAUCCGCUCAUAGCCAGAACGGUUACAGGCUGGAGGAGCACGAGGCACAGCAUUGCAAGGCAGAAGCUGAGGUGGAGGGGGACGGCUGGUCAGCCUCUAACAUGUGGCAAAACCUGAGUGGCAGAGGAACACGGGAAGCAGUGGGGGAGGGGAUCCUGGAGACAUCCGAAGAUGGCGUGACGGGAGGCGCGCAGCCGCUGCCUGCUCUGCUGGGUGGGGGGCUGGAGCUUAGCAGUCAGGAUGCGUGACAGACACACACAGCUAACCUCAAACAGAGCCACUCCUCGGGUGCCGGCAAGUGCGCCUGGACAGUUGGGACCGGCAGCUGAGGGACUGUGACCCUGGGAACCUUCUUGCUCACAAGCCGUUGUCUGGAGAACAGAAGCAAAGGAACAGAGUUUUGGAUGUUCUAGAGCGCUGCUUUGUGUCAAGGUGCCCCACAGGGUUAAAGGUGGAAUACUCUGCCUUUGUGCAGGUGACAUGGUGUUGAAGAUGCAAAAAAGUAAUGCCUUCAGUGUAUUUAAUGUCUUCAGAUGCUCAGUAAGAUGUUUUUAUUUGGCCCUUUGGAACGUUACGGGAUUGUGACUGGGCAGCCGCUAUGACGUUUUGAAGCUGAAAAAUCCUAACUCUUUAAUCAAACACAAUACUGUAUAUUUGUACAGUCUUUUAGACCAAUUUUAGACUUGUUGCUUUAGUGCGUGCGUCUUCGCUCUACUUACUGCUCUUAGUGCUCAAGUCAGGUCUUAUGAUCUGCCUCGGGCCACUUUUCUGGGUAGUAAGUGUUGUCUUGUUCUGUUCCAUUUCAUUAUUUUGUAACAAAACUAGUAUUUUGCAAAACAAAUCUAUAUGACCUUGAAUUACAAGUUGACAUUUCUGUUUUGUGCUGUAAAAACCAUACAUUGGUUCUUUUUUUCGUUCCAGGAUGGUUCAUCUCGCUGCCUUCAGCGAGUAGCAAUUCCAGCUCUUUUCCCUCAUGUAGUGUUUUAAAGUUCUGAUUGAUUUUGCCAGAGAUCAGUCCUCAGAGCUACACAGUACCUUUCUGAAGAGGUUUAAAUUUUUUUUAUAUAAACUGACACCCUUUCUGUGGUGUGAACAUUUAUUAAUGUAUGACUCUAUGGAAUGUUAAUUUGUGGUCUCAUCUCCCUUUUGUGUUUUUCAUUGAAGCCUUUUUUUGAACAAUUAAAGUGAUGCAUUGUUCACACAAAUGGCUGCUGCUGGAUUACUGACCACCCAAUGGAGCAAUGCAGCCGGUGCAUUGACUGGUGGGCCAGGGCGGGGUGGGGGUGAAGUCUCCUGCCAGACCCUCAUCAUGUUAUCCUGAAUUUUACUUUG